UCAGGUCCCUCAGGACAGGUGGGAUGGAGGUGGCCUGUGUGUGUGUCACCAUGAAUUCCUUCUUCCUCCAGGAAAGAGCCUCCCCUGGCUGCCGAACCUCUCGACUCCCCAUCAUAAAACAGAAUCACACCCGUGUGUUCAGGAGGCAGAAGCCAGACCCCGAACUUGAAAAGCUUCACGCCUUCUGCUAUUUCCCCUUCGCUCCUUGACAUCAGUCUGUGUUCUCCUGUCUCUCACCAGAGUCUCCCAUGACCACCCCAUUCCCUGGCCUCCAGCCAGAGACUCUCCUCUUCCUCACUCUGUGACUGAUCCUUGAAAUGUGCUUUUCUCUCCAUUCAGUCCCAUCAGAGACAUUUGUCUGUCUAUGUGUUCCCUCUGCCCACUGCCUUUCCCUCACCCUUGAUGAUUUUAUCACAGCUCCCCCGUGGAGCCCUUCCUUGUUCUCUGCCCACAUCCUUCCUGUUUCUCCUCCAGCAUGUGUUCCUUUCUCAGUAAUUUACCUUUCUUCUGCCUCCAGCGACCACCACUUCCCCUCUGAGUCUCCACUCAAACCAAACUUUGUUCCAUUCUGUCCAAUGCCCUCAACUUCUCCUCUGCUUCCUCUGUCCUUUGCUUCCACUCAUCUCCUUUCAUCUCUUUCCCUCUCCCUUUCCUGUAACUCACAUUCUCUCUUCCCAGAUCCCUUUCAGGUACAGCUGGCAGGAGGCUGCGAUUCUCACUUUGGAGAAGCAUCAACAGGCUUCAUGCAGAUUGCGUAUCAAGGACCAGAUCUUGUGAGUUUCCAGAACACGUCAUGGUGGCCAUCUCCAAAGGGAGGAAGGAGAGCUCAGCAGGUCUGCAAACUGUUCAAUCAGUACCAUGUGGUCAACUUACGAAUACAAGCAAAUAUUAAUGACAUGUGCCCCCAUUUCCUCUUGGGUCUUCUUGAGGCAGGGAAGGCAGACCUUCAGCGACAAAUGAGGCCAGAGGCCUGGCUGUCCACUGGCCCAAGUCCGGGAUCUGGCCAUCUGCUCCUCGUGUGCCACGUCUCUGGCUUCUACCCAAAGCCAGUGUGGGUGACGUGGAUGCGGGGUGACCAGGAGCACCAGGGCACCCGACGAGGCGACGUCUUGCCCCAUGCUGACGGGACAUGGUAUCUUCAGACGUCCUUGGAUGUGGAAGCCAGAGAGGCAGCCGACCUGUCUUGCCUAGUGAGACACAGCAGUCUAGAAGGCCAGGAUAUGGUCUUCUACUGGGAGCAGCACCGCCCCGUGGACUUGGUCUUCCUGGUGGUGAGCGUGCCCCUGGUGCUUCUGGCAGGUCUUGCCUCCUGGCUCUGGAAGCGCCAGAAAUCACACAAGACACCUCAGUGUACUGGCCUCCCUUUGGAGUGAGAUCCCGGCAGCCCAGGACCAGGACGUCCCUAAACCCAGCUUAGUGGUGAUGGACCAGCAAGCCUCUAUGUGACUGUUGUCUUUCCUUUCUGCCCAGUGAUCAGUUGUCAAGAUGAGUUAAGUGUAAUUUAGGGGGAUUUGUUGUUCUGACCUGACUCUGGGACUUAAAUCUCAAAAUUAUCUCAGAGUAUAAUGAAGUCCCAGCAACGUCCAUGCGUCACAGGCAUCAGACAUCACUUCCUCCAGUGAGCCGUCCCUUAUUCAUAACUGGAAGCAGUCUUUGCUUUGUGAGAAUUAGCCCCACGUUUUCCUGCACUUGCAAAUCUAUUCCUGACCCCCAGCCCUUGUUGCCAACAGUUAGGGUCCUUUCCCUUCUAAUUCUUAGGACUUUAGAGGUGAGGCCCAUGUCUUUUUAAUAUUUGUAUCUCUGGCAAGGAGCCCCACUGCAUGGAAUAUGUCCUCAAUAAAUACCUGUGUUGAAUUUA
Messenger RNA from Leopardus geoffroyi (Geoffroy's cat), 1858 nucleotides. RefSeq names its product T-cell surface glycoprotein CD1a-like. The transcript is spliced from 4 exons. Bases 318 to 1373 code for a protein of 351 amino acids. Gene Ontology annotation, biological process: immune response; antigen processing and presentation, endogenous lipid antigen via MHC class Ib; positive regulation of T cell mediated cytotoxicity. Gene Ontology annotation, molecular function: exogenous lipid antigen binding; endogenous lipid antigen binding; lipopeptide binding. Lineage: Eukaryota; Metazoa; Chordata; Mammalia; Carnivora; Felidae. Gene Ontology annotation, cellular component: external side of plasma membrane. The record is from RefSeq and is a predicted model, not a curated record.